CUCUCUCUUUCAUUUUUCUCCCUUUUAUAUUCAAAAUACAUAGUAAGAGUGAUGUCAUCUAAUUCUCAACAAAGUGGAUAUGAUAUAAAUGAUGAUCAUAUUGAUGAUCAUUUGAUGUCUUCUGAAGAUGAAGAUGAUGAUGAUUAUAUGGAUGAAGCUCAACCAUCAGAAGAAGUACAAGGUGAAGGUAGUAAUGCGUCAACAACAGGUAGAAAAGCUGCUGGAAGAAAAAUCCGGACGAAACGUAAAAUCAAAUUCGAUACUUACCUUCGUACUAUUCAGAAAGAAUACCAUCCUAGUUGCAAGAUAGCGGCAGCUUCACUUUAUGCUUUAAACUCUAUCGUAAGGUCUCUAUUCAAUCGUAUUAUCGAUGAAGCUGUGGAUUUGGCCAAGAAACAACGUCGUCCUACUUUGAUGCCCCGUGAUAUUGAAUACUCUUGUCGUUUCUUGUUACCCAGAGAACUUUAUGAUGCUAGUCAAAAUGUAGCCACACAGGCCGUUGCAAGAUAUACUAAUUCUUUUCAAUAAUACUCAGUUUUUUCUUUCUAUCCAUCCGAUGAAUCUAUCAUUUUAGCUUAUCUUUUUUUUUUUUUUUUUUGUU
Messenger RNA from Halteromyces radiatus, 601 nucleotides. Its product is annotated as histone-fold-containing protein. The record is from RefSeq and is a predicted model, not a curated record. The coding region runs from base 52 to 528 and encodes 158 amino acids. The transcript has 2 exons. Gene Ontology annotation, cellular component: nucleosome. Gene Ontology annotation, molecular function: protein heterodimerization activity; structural constituent of chromatin; DNA binding. NCBI's taxonomy places the organism in Eukaryota, Fungi, Mucoromycota, Mucoromycetes, Mucorales, Cunninghamellaceae.